Molecule: messenger RNA, 4801 nt
Organism: Nyctereutes procyonoides (raccoon dog)
Lineage: Eukaryota; Metazoa; Chordata; Mammalia; Carnivora; Canidae
Gene: ZNF391
Product: zinc finger protein 391
Exons: 2
Coding region: 1938-2762 (274 amino acids)
Biological process (GO): negative regulation of transcription by RNA polymerase II
Molecular function (GO): DNA-binding transcription repressor activity, RNA polymerase II-specific
Source: RefSeq, a predicted model, not a curated record
AAGAAUGGCAGAGACACAGGCAGAGGGAGAAGCAGGCUCCAUGCAGGAAGCCUGAUGUGGGACUCGAUCCUGGGACUCCAGGAUCACGCCUUGAGCAGAAGGCAGAUGCUCAACUGCUGAGCCACCCAGGUGUCCCUUAACUUUUUUUUUAGAGCAGGGGGAGGGGCAAAGAGAGGAGAGAGAGAAUCUUAAGCAGGCUUCAUGCCCAGCACAGAACUUAACACAGGGCUGGAUCUCACAACCCUUAGAUCAUGACCUGAGCCAAAAUCAAGUGUCAGACACUUAACCGACUGAGCCACCCAGGCGCCCCUAUUAACAACUUUUUUGAAAGUCAUACAGGAUGAGGAACAUUUUUUUUGUUUUGCAGGAAUAUCCAUUAUCCCUGACCCCCACUAAAUUCCAAUAGCACCAUCCAAUCAACAUGACAAUCUCCAAAAAAACCCUCACCAAUUCCUGGAACUCUCCCUGGGAAGUAGUACUACUGCCUUGAGAAUUACUGUAAUAAAAGAAAUAACAGUGAAGUAUCAACAGAGUAAUGAUGGAGAAGCUGAAGUGUCUCUGCUAUAAGAAUGAGGCCAGCCAACCUUGUAAGAAGGCAAAUUCCUACUAAGGAAUGAUGGUACCAUAAAGUAUGCAGCUGGAUCUUACUGGAAGGUUCUAUAUAAAUGAGACUUAUUUAGUCUAGUGGUAGGGCUUCUGUGUUCUCUGUUUCCAGAUGAAAGGCAUGGUUUUGGCAAAGCUGAGUCCCAACAACAUCAUCAUACUGCCAUUGAGGUUCUGUAUGCAUGACUUCUUGGUGGAUGUCCAAGGUUCACCUGUGCACCUGGGAGGUUCCCAGUCUACAAGAAAGGAAAUACCUCUGAAACUAAAUUAUGUCUUGACCCAGGGGAGUUUAAACUAUGCUGUGAGCAGAAGCUUUAGAGGAAAUGUUAUAGUUUGUAGCCUGUUGUCAAGCACAAGUGCUCAAGAGGAAUCCACAAGAGAAUGGCUUAAAGAAAAAAGCAUUAGUGGGGAAGGCUGAGUUUAUAUUUUAGACCCUCCUGCUCUGUGAGGAACGUUCGUUGGGGAGCACAUUUUUCAGGCAACCCGGAGUAUGUUUCUAAGGUUCUUUUUGGACAAUUCUACUUGUCAAGUUAGAUGAAGUUAUAAAAUACAAAUGUCUGGGCCCCAUAUCAUACCUAUUAGCUGUGAAGCAAAGCCCAAGUAUCUUGAAUAAUAAGUUCCACAGGGGAUUCUGAUGUGAAUGUGUAUAACCUUCUGGAACCCAAUUUUGGCCACUUUCAGAAAGCCAUUUUCACCAGGCCCUCCUCCCACAGUUUCUGAACGUUUACACUAUUGUCUCUAUAGGUCAAAGCAUUAAGAUUGGACUCUGAAUAGCCCUGUGUCUCUAGCACCCAGAGCCUUGUGUUAAAUCAUCAUUUCCCAUCAGGAAUCCCAGCAUGUGAACUGGACAUGGUCCUUCAGUUAGAGAACAGCUGUGAUAGCUGAAUCUUCAGGAAACCGAAGAGGGCAGUGAGUGAAACUACCUGUUUGGGUAGGUGACACCAUGAAAAGACCACCAAUUUGAUAUUGAAGAGACAUGAGUUCUAGUCUGACCUCUUGGAAUUCGCCAGAUAGGGAGAUUUGAACUGAGCCAAAGCAUCUACACCUAUCAGGCUAUUUCUGAAGAACUAAAGUUUUCAGGGUCAGCGAUGGAAAUUCUCAGGGAAUACUGCCCAAGGUCCUGCAAAUGAAGAGGCCUAUAAAGGCAAGGGCCGGUUAUCAAGGCAGACAAAAUGUCCUGUACAGAAGAUAUCUUUUGAGAAAACAGCCAUCAGAAAAGUGUCAAUGACCCUCAAGGAAAUUUUCACUAGGGAGAGAGCUCCUGAAUCAGUGAAUUUAGCCUAAGCUCAAAAGCUAAUAUACAGCAGGACAUUCCAAAGGGAGCUAGAUCCCCCAUGUCUAGGAAGAAUUCCAAAGAUAAUUCAGACUUUAUUGAACACCAAAAACUUUUCCCACAAAAGAAACUUUGUAAAUGCAUUGAGUGUGGGAAAGCCUUCAGUUACAAAUCAGACCUUAUCAUUCACAGUAGAAUUCAUGGUGGAGAAAAGCCUUUUGAAUGCAAUGAGUGUGGGAAGACUUUUAGCCGAAGUACACACCUUAUUGAGCACCAGAGAACUCACACUGGAGAGAAGCCAUAUGAAUGCAGUGACUGUGGGAAAGCUUUUAGCCGGAGCACUCAUCUUAGUCUACAUCAGAGGAUCCACACUGGAGAAAAACCAUACGAAUGCAGUGAAUGUGGAAAAGCCUUCAGCCGAAGCACUAACCUCAGUCAACAUCAGCGAACCCACACUCAAGAAAAACCCUACAAGUGUAAUGAAUGUGGGAAAGCCUUUGGUGACCGUUCCACCAUAAUUCAGCACCAACGAAUCCACACUGGCGAGAACCCCUAUGAGUGCAGUGAAUGUGGAAAGGCCUUCAGCUGGAUCUCCUCCCUUAUUGAGCACCAGAGAACACACACUGGAGAGAACCCCUAUGCAUGCUGUGAGUGUGGGAAAGUGUUCAGUCGAGGCUCAUCCCUCACCGAGCACCAGAGAAUCCACACGGGAGAGAAGCCCCAUGAGUGCAGAGAGUGUGGGAAGGGCUUCAGUCGGGGCUCCUCCCUUCUUAUUCACCAGAGGACUCACACUGGAGAGAAGCCCUACAAAUGUAAUGACUGUGGGAAAGCCUUUGGUCAAAGUUCAACACUCAUCAGACAUCAGCAACUUCACACCAAAGAAUGAUAUUUGAGCUUUCAUCAGUGUUCACAAAAGAGCACACAGCAUUAACUUCCUACAGCUGAAAAGAAAAAUAUAGAUAUCUUUGAAGUUUUCUUCUUUACUAGCUAGCUAUAAGCUAGUUUCAAGUUAGCCUGCCUGCCUUCCUUUCUGUAAUCUAGAUGCUCAAAUGAGUGAUUGGUACAAGGGGAUGAUUUUAAGAACCUGAUACAGUCCAUCUCCUCUUCUGGAGGACUCUAGCCGUAGUGUAUAGACCUACCUGACACCUUGUAUUUGCCCACUUUAUCUAUUCCAUGGGGUUUAGGUCCCUGAACAGUCAGGGAACUUUGUUUCCCAAGCACAUCAGCCCCUGACUUAAAGAGGAAAUCCAAUGUGUGACUGUGUGAGUGUUUCAGUGUGAAUGAUACUGGCUCCAGUAGCAGAAGAGAAGGAGCUGGCUUCAGAACAGGACAAAAAGCUUCCCACUAGUUUGGUGAUAAUAGUGUUGAGGUAAAUUCAGUCUCUUUUAUAAGGACAGAUUUCUCUCUUACACCUUUUUUUACUGUAGUAGAUUUUCCUCAAAGUAUAAACCAUAGUUCUAAUGUGCCUAAUUAAUCCUAAUAUUAUUUUAUAUUAUUAUUACCAAGACUGUCUUAAGACUUUCAUUUAGUUCUUCCAUUAUUUAGAAAAAAAUGCUGCCCUAGUUUUUAAAUUUUUCUUUUGUUUAUAGACUUCAUGAAAUGUACACCCUCUGGCCCCAACUCUCCCAAAUCCUAUAAAGCUGAUCUCUCAAGGACAAAUUCAGUGCCUAUUUCUUAGUCUUUUUUUUCUACUUGACAUUUGCAGAACUGGCACUUUUGGCCAUGCUUAUGCCUUAAAAUUUUAACUUCUUCUGGCAUCCUAUUCUGUGCUGAUCCACACUUUUCCUACCUCCCAGACACUCUGAUUAACAAUGAUCAGCUCUAGAACUUUAGGCAAGAGUUAGACCAGAAUAAUCUCAUUUUAUCAGGUUAUAUAUAUAAUACCUGAGGUUACUCAAUUAGAUUGUAAGCUUCUUGAAGAAAAAAAUCUUUUAGAUCCCUGUAAAACAUCCAAAGUGCUGAAUAGUCACUAAAUGAUCUGUAAUUCCUGCCUACUUUCUCCCAGGUAAUCAGCCUGCUAGGUUUCAUUUGAAAUGGCUUAUGAGUUGAUUUCUCCCUCUAUUCUUGGUGCUGCUGCUAGGUGCUAGGUGCUCAGCAGUUUGGGCCCAGAUUACUAGAGUCAACACUGCUGCUCUUGUCUCCCUGUCUUGAUGUAGCUGCCUGACUAAACCACCACCUUGUUCAAAGAGGCCACAGUUCCCAGGAAAAAGAUCAGAUGGUUUAAUUCCAAGGCCUUCCACAGUUAGAUCUAUUUACUUAUUUUCCUUUACUCCCCAGGACCUGUGGGCAGGCCUUUCCUGUGUGUCUACUAUGCCCUAUUCUCACGUGGCUCCUUUUCACAUGAUUCUAUGGCACCCUUUCACAUGUCCUGCUUUCCUCCUGGUAUCGCCAGAAAUCCUGUCCACACUUUCUAAAAGGCCUUUCUCAAAUCCUGCCUCAUCUGACAGUCUGAGUCCUCCACCUCAGAAGUGCUUUGCUCUGGAGGUUUGAAUUUAUUUUCCUGCAUUACAAACUUUCCUGUUCUGUUUUCUGAUUCUUUCAGGUGCUUUUUUCCCAGAAGCUUCUGAAGUUAGAAACUGUCUUAAAUCUCUCAGAAGCCCCAUCUAAAUACAUGGUAUAAUACAGAUCUGGACUCUAGUUUUAAUCCAGACCGGCAGGGUUUAAUUUACGAGUACAAUCUCUUUAGUCUUUUGAAGGGAGAGAUAACCUCAUAAAAAUUUUGGUCCUUUUUGUCUUACCUUGAAUUAUGUAAAUUCACUCUUGGGACAUAUUUUCCUUUGGAGUUCCAGGGAUGCUGGCCUCCUGGCUUUCCCUUCUCAGAGACUGUUGUAAGGAAUAAGGGAGCUUAUUCAUGUAAAAUGAUGAAAACAGUGCCUAACAUAAAGUAAAUGCUCAAUAAAUGCUAAUUGUUAUGAUUCUGCAGUG